Acanthosepion pharaonis is the source of this 561-nucleotide messenger RNA. NCBI's taxonomy places the organism in Eukaryota, Metazoa, Mollusca, Cephalopoda, Sepiida, Sepiidae. The record is from the annotation of a GenBank genome assembly.
AUGUAUCAAUGCGAAGUAAGUGGGGGUUGGUCGUUCGAAUCUCCUCAGCUUUACAUUCUUCCCAAAUCUCUCUGCGUUUCUUGUACGUUCUUUCUCUCUCUCUCUCUCUCUCUCUCUCUCUCUCUCUCUCUCUCUCUCUCUGACACGUUUCUGCAACAGGCUGGUCAAGAAUGUUGGUGUGGAAAUAAUUAUAGCAAAUACGGAGUAUCAAGGAAUUGCAGAAUGCGAUGCGCUGGAAAUCGCAGAGAGAUUUGUGGUGGCUCGUGGGCUCUAUCUGUUUAUGUUGUUGGCCAACCUCAGUUCAUGACGGGUAGAUGUGGAGGCUACCCUGGAUAUUGCUACCCAGCUCAAAUCCACGACAAAGAUUCUCAUCUACUUCUGCUUGAUAUUAACCCUAAACAUCCCUGUCAUGGCCGUCUCUCUCUCUCUCUCUCUCUCUCUCUCUCUCUCUCUCUCUCUCUCUCUCUCUCUCUCCCGAAGGGGUUCCCACUCUCUCUCUCUCUCUCUCUCUCUCUCUCUCUCUCUCUCUCUCUCUCUCUCUCUCUCUGGCCUCUGUAUUAG